This is a messenger RNA of Dichomitus squalens LYAD-421 SS1, 1249 nucleotides long. RefSeq lists its product as uncharacterized. Lineage: Eukaryota; Fungi; Basidiomycota; Agaricomycetes; Polyporales; Polyporaceae. The transcript has 13 exons. Bases 47 to 1105 code for a protein of 352 amino acids. The record is from RefSeq and is a predicted model, not a curated record.
GGUACCUCCAGAGCGAAGCGCAACUCCAAGAAUACGGCCCUCAACCAUGGCAAGUGAUCCUUCUCAGCCGCCCGUUUCGAGCGAGACGCUCCUUCGUAUCGGUCCCAUCCUUAUCGGCGCCCUGCUCUCAUGGAUGCUCUUCGGCAUUUCGAUCGUUCAGCUCUAUAUCUACCAUGUGUCAUUCCCCCGCGAGCGCUGGGCCAUCUGGGCGUCAGUGUACAUCAUCUUUGCGCUCGAUAUCUUCCAGAGCAUUGUCGUCGCCAACGAGGCGUGGGAGACGCUCUGCUCGGGCUGGGGGCGUCCUAUCAACCUCCAGUUUCCGGGGUGGACAUUCACCGCCUUGCCCAUCGUGUCCAGCAUCAUCUCCGUUUGGGUACAGGCAUUCUACGCCUGGAGGAUACACCAGCUCGGCAAGUGGAGAGUAGUUCCCGUCAUUAUCAUUAUUACUUCGCUUGCACAAGCGGGUGGGGCGUGUGCCAUUGCGAUCUCGUUCAUCUGGCUCAAGAAUAUCGAGCGCCUGCAUGACACGAACAUGUUCGCUCGGACAAUCGUGUGGCUGGGCGGCAGUGCCUUCACCGAUGUGACCAUCAUGACGUCCAUGUGCUACCUACUUUACAGAGUGAAGAGGCAGUCGAUGGCGUUUGAGCGGAGCGAGUUUGUCGUCAGACGUCUUAUCAAACUGACGGUGGAGACCGGCUGUGCCUGCGCUCUUUCGGCAGUCCUGGAGCUUGCCUUCUUCCUCGGCAUGCCUGAGACCAACAUACAUUUGAUUGUCGCGCUGAUCCUGAGCAAAGUUUACUCAAACACGCUGAUGACGUCGCUCAAUUCCCGUGCCAACAUCUCUGGAAACAAGAGUCAGUACAGCACAUCGACGACGAUGGGUUUCAGGAAUGUAGGCACGUUUGCCGACGCAGACGAUACGUCUCGAGGUGUUGCUAUCAGCAUUUCACGCGUUACGGACUCCGGAACGGCUGCGUCAGGUACUGCCACCGACGAUAAGUUCUCAAGGAGUUGGGACGUUGAGAUGAACGAUGUACCCCCACCCUCCAAGGACGAUCGAUUGGCCCCCUCCCUCGGUGACACCACCUGGCAUAAAGGGCUCUAGGUAUCGACGGAGGACUUGCUCAUCUAGCAAGCAUCGCUCGUUGGUGAGGUGGUUACUUCCUUGGGCAUCAGUAAUAUUUAUCUUUGGCUCUGAUCGGUCAUCUACGGAUCUGUUCAGCUGUAGUAUGUAGGAUAAGCUUUGUUG